Messenger RNA from Pogona vitticeps (central bearded dragon), 647 nucleotides. RefSeq names its product S100 calcium binding protein A1 (gene S100A1). NCBI's taxonomy places the organism in Eukaryota, Metazoa, Chordata, Lepidosauria, Squamata, Agamidae. The record is from RefSeq and is a predicted model, not a curated record. Gene Ontology annotation, molecular function: calcium ion binding; calcium-dependent protein binding; S100 protein binding. Gene Ontology annotation, cellular component: sarcoplasmic reticulum; cytoplasm.
UUUGUCAGAGAGAGCCGCCGGAGGACGAAAGCCGAGAUCCGGGUGAGAGAGAGAGAGAGAGAGAGGAGGGAGAGGUGCUGACGGUGGUUUCAGGUGCUCGACCAGGUCCGGUUCCUUCGACGAGCUGCCCUUAACGCCCUCCGCGCCGCCAUGGGGUCCGAACUGGAGAACGCGAUGGGCGCCCUCAUUUCCGUCUUCCACAGCUACUCGGGCAAGGAAGGGGACAAAUAUAAGCUGAGCAAGAAAGAGCUGAAGGACCUCCUGCAGAACGAGCUGGGCAGUUUCCUGGAGACCCAGAAGGACACGGAAUCUGUGGACAAGAUCAUGCACGAGCUGGAUGAGAACGGCGAUGGCGAAGUGGAUUUCCAGGAAUUCGUGGUCUUGGUGGCCACCUUGACCGUGGCUUGCAACACCUUUUUCUGGGAGGACAGCUGAGCCGAUCCAGGAAGGCUGCGGGUCAACCAUGGAAGCCGCUGUUUGCUGCUCCUGCUCUGCCGAGCCCAGCGCCUCUCUCCUGCCACCCCCUCCCAGGCUCCCUUUCUAGUCUUGCGCCUUCUCCUUCCGGCCGGGAGGAAAGAGCACCUUUAGGGGCGAUGUAAUUCCACAGCGAGACGGCAAUGCUUAAUAAUAAAGCCAUCUACCUUGCU